AUGAACAAGAACAUCGAGCUCGUGCAGGCAAUUCUUGUUUUUGUUGUCUGGAAUGAAAUUUAUUUUUUCGUCGCGGUGAAAGAUACAACACUCUUGCAUUUAGCAUUGCGUCGUGAUGAAGAAUAUGCGACAGAUUCCUUGUUGGUGAGCCUUGUUGGCAUCCGAAGAAUUGCUAUGAAGGUCAACAAUUCCUUCUGGGAACUGACCGGCAAUGCCAAAAACCAAACAUCUGGUGGCGUUUACACCAUAGCUGUGGCUGCCGUUCGAGAUGAAUUGGAUCAUUUCAUGAACCAGCUGCCAGCCAAUUUGAAGUGGAACCAUCUACUGAGAACCCACUGUGCAUCGAUCCGAAUUCGCUUGUUCGAGCCCUUCAAAUUUGGAGACAACCAGGGAACGCUGGAACAACCCCACCCAAGAUGCCGAACUAUCUGGGAUUGUCUGCAGAGCACACAUGAACUUUACGAUGCAUUCCACUUGGUACCAGUCGAGUCGAUACCUUCACUCACCGUUAUUUCAAUCCUGCAUCUUGCGCUCGCUAUCAUUAAAGCCUCUAGGCUGCUGUGCGUCAAGGAUCAGGCAUGGGACUUGACCACCGCACGGACUAUGUUUGAUCUCCCUAGCAUCCUUCGGCAGUUGAGCAAGGUGUUUGACGAUGCUAGUAGCAACGGGAGUGCUCGAGGUCAAAGGAUUGUGCAUGGUCUGCCCAUAUUUUCAGAAUACGCCGGGGCAUAUCGAGGGAUUGAACGCGCAUUCGUCGCGAGGAUCAACUCUGACGGCCUUGUUUCGACUCCAUUGCCAAUGGACCCAGUUGUUAGUUCAGGUGGAGAUUAUGAUCUAACUUUCUGGGAUCAGCUGUCGGAUUUUACCAAUGGAUUUCUCCCAUGA
Molecule: messenger RNA, 885 nt
Organism: Penicillium brevicompactum
Lineage: Eukaryota; Fungi; Ascomycota; Eurotiomycetes; Eurotiales; Aspergillaceae
Exons: 4
Coding region: 1-885 (294 amino acids)
Source: RefSeq, a predicted model, not a curated record